This is a messenger RNA of Sycon ciliatum, 4013 nucleotides long. RefSeq lists its product as uncharacterized. The transcript is spliced from 2 exons. The coding region runs from base 1 to 3648 and encodes 1215 amino acids. NCBI's taxonomy places the organism in Eukaryota, Metazoa, Porifera, Calcarea, Leucosolenida, Sycettidae. The record is from RefSeq and is a predicted model, not a curated record.
AUGAUUGAAGGCCAGAAGCCACAAGUCGACCAUCAGAGCACGCAGAGACACUUACCUACACCCCAGUCACAGCUGGAUGAUGCCGUUCAGCCUGAUUGGGCCUCUGGACCUAGCGCUGUUGAUGACGAGGGCACAAGACCAUCUACAGAAAGCACAGAGAAUCCAGAAAAUACGGCAAAAACGUGUGACACAACUAUUACACAUGAUCAAGAUAAGGCUGCAAGUACAGAAUGUUCAGUAUGCAACACCCAACCCGCGCCAGAUGACACUGGAUCAGAAGACGUGCCUAUCUUGGCGACCAGCACAAUGCAAUCAGCAGCUAUGCCAGAUACAAGCUGGUUUGACAGGAAAAAGUUGAAAAUGGAAGAUUUCAUCCUAACAGAUGGCGACUACAGAGUCCUAGAGCAAUUCCGAGAGCUGCAUCACAGUUUUCUGUCUACAGAUGGUCACACAUCAUUGAAGGAGCACUUCAAAUCCACAUUCUCAGCUAAGCCCGAACAGUCAAAGGUGGUUUACCUUGGCGUCACAAGUGAACCUGCAGACAGCAAGGACACCAUGAUCAAUGUGCUACGAUGCCUUCAUGCCCUGUAUGGCGUUGGCUCUCUCAUUACUCACCUGGUUGUAGUUGGGGAUGGGAAGACAUAUGACCAUCUGCUGUCGCUUAUCAGAGAGUACAGAGACGAAUUGUCAUGGUUAGUUCCGUUCCCAGGAGAUUGGCACCUCUUGAAGGCCAUGCACCCUGUGAUAAUGAAGAUUUACUGGGAUGCAGGAUUGAAGUCAAUGGCAUCAGCAAUGGGCUACCGUGGCGAUUUGCUGUCAGUAUUGGAGAAAGCCAGCAACUUCCGCAAGUGCCAUGAGUUCCUACUCCUCGCCCAUGAAGCGAUUGGAAGAAUCGUACUGAAGCAGUGUGGGAACCCACAGGCAACGCACUCUCAAUUGCAGGAAUUUGCAACUUCAAUGGCUGAAGGUGAUGACACAUGGAGGUUCUGGGCUGGGUUCUAUUUCGACCAUAUGAUGCCAUACACGAGUCUUUGGGCAGCAGUUCGCAGCGGAAAUUGGGAUCUGCGCGUAUCUGCGAUCAAAGCAGCGGCCCCAUUGUUCCAUGCAUUUGACAGGACAUAUUACUUGCGGCUCCUUCCUCAUCACCUGUCUCAUGUUGCAUCCAUGCCAGAGGCGAUGAAAGCACAGUUUCAAGCUGGUGCAUUCUCAGUGAGCCUAUCAUCAAAUGCGUUUAGCUCAAUUGGCCUGGAUGAAUGCCAUGAAAUGUGUAUUAACAAGGACCUGAAGGCGGCCAUCGUCCACCCACGUGCAGAAUACAUUGAUCGUCUGGCACGGUAUUUGCCGCAUCGUGGGCAUGUGCUGCACAAUCUCAAAGAUGAGCUGUUUCCUGAGAUACCUGAAGAGAAAAGGAGCAGCAGAGGCAGCCACAGCGAUGGACCUAGCAAGCAGCAGCAGGAGCGGCUGGAGAAUCUUAAAGCCGUCGUGGAGAUUAUUGAGAAGCACAAACUCUUGCCAGUGCCUGCAAGCAAUGGUAGAGGACUUGUGAACGUUUUCAAUGGUAUAAUUGCUACACCAGAACAGCUGCACGACAUGCUCCAGUUCUACACUAUUGGAACGGCAGACUACAAAGCAUACGUGGAAUGCCGGAUUAUGCAUCUUCCCUCAGCAAAUCCUCCACGUCGUCAACAGAAGCUUCGUACAUUUGCACCUGCAACAAAGAAGAGACGUACAACGAGCCAAAAGGAGAAGAAUGAUAAGCUACGCACAACCUGCCUAAAGCGCCGUAUAGCCUGGUCGCAAACGCAUGGCCUUGCUGCGUCAGGUAUUGGUGAGCAGAUUAUUCAAACACCAAGAGCACUGACUGAUGAUGACAUCACACCUCGGCGUGGAACAAAAUCCACAGUCACCAAGUGGUAUGGUGAUCGCUACCAGCAGCAAAACGUAUUGACCAGUCGCUUACCAUCAAGCUUCAGAGAAUCUCCACAUGCCAUUGUGUAUGACAGCAUGUUCUGGCUGGCCACAUCUCCCCUCUCCUCUCACAGCACGUUUGAAAGUUACGCCAACUUCCUGUUCAGUCGGUGGGUGAAAGGACCAUUCCAGCAGAAUGCGAACAGCAUCCACAUGGUAUUUGAUGAGCCUCAGCCCAUGAGCCCAAAGGACAUUCUGCGACAGGUACGAGAUGGCAGCAUCAAAGAUGAUUGCACACAGAAUCAUACAAAGCCAAUCGACAGCCAUGACUCAGUGCCGAAGAACUGGAAGAAGUUCAUCGGCUGCCGAACUUGCAAGUAUCGGCUGGUGCAGUAUUUGUGUAAGGCCAGUUUACAACUCGUGCACCACUUGUUCACCAAGCCAGAGCAACAGUUAGUAGUCUCUGGAGGUUUCACUGGCAACAUGAUGGGCAAGGCACUUGGCAUCAUUUCAGGUCAACCGAACGUAUUCGAGUUUGUGUCGUGCUCAAGCAACUCUGAUGAAGCAGACUCCAGGGUUUGGAAACACGCACUGAAUUUCCAGCAGUGCCUUGUUGUUAGCCCCGACACGGACACUUAUCACGUUGGCUUGCCACUUCUCACCAGUCAGACCAUCUUUGUGCAGCUAGACAUGCCAGGCAGCCAAGACCACAGCUUCAUCAGUGUCAACAGCUUGUCAAGUAGCUUCACCACCGAUCCAGACCUGCAAUGCAUUCCGGAAAAUCUGAAGCCGCUCACAGCUCAGGUUACCUUCAUCGCCACGGGUUGUGACUACGUGUCAUUUUUCCGGUCACUGGGCAAGACCUUCUUCUUCAGCACAUUGUGCAGGUACGCUAGCUUCAUCACUGGCAACAAUGCAGCUGAAGGUGUCCCUGGCAUGCUGUGUGACACUGAGUCAGAAGAUGGGUUUCUCGCGUUCGUUCGACUGGUUGGCUGUGCCUAUCAUUCCAAGCACACAGCUGGUUUCGAGGACAAUGGGCCCAGGUCGCUUCUAAGCCAGCAAGAUGGAGCUACUGCACAGCAACGUCACUCGGAAUGGCUUAAUGCUAUUAGGAAGGUGGUGUGGAGCAGGGUUGGACCUGAAGAAGACUGUCCUCCAUCAUGGAGUGCCCUUCACCUACAUUGGCAGAGAGUGUGCUGGGUCGCCAACAUGUGGGCGCAGGCCAAUGAAGAGACAGUAGUCACACUAGACCCUAACCAGUAUGGCUGGAGCACAGACAGCAACAACAUCAGCAUUGUGUGGGACACAGAGGAGCACAUGGCUGCUGUACAAUCCCGUGUAUUGCUGCUAACCCGUGGUUGCAGCUGCAAGUCAGGCUGUAACACUAAGCGCUGCAAAUGCUAUCGAUCUGGUCUGUGCGGUCCUGGCUGCAAGUGCACCGGAUGCAAGAAUAUCACGCCACUGAACAGCAAUGUCAAUGAUGGCAACAACAACCAAGCCAACUGUGAGGCACAGGACUCCGAGGGUGAUGAUCAUGACGAUGAAGAGGAGGAUGAUGAUGAUGAGGAGGAUGAUGAGGAGCACGAGGAUGAUGCGGUUUCUCCUGCUGCUGCUGCUGCUGCUGAUGAUGAUAAUGAUGAGGCAACUGUCCACUGUGGCGACGCUGUUCUUCAUGCGCAAUCAGCACAUCUGGCCGUCAACACCCCUACAGAAGUACAAGAGGAAUACAUGGAAGCCUGAGUGUGCGCUCUUCUGGAAUGCUGAGCCGGAGUCCAUGUAAGUUUCCAUAAAACAUCUUAUAGUACACUAUAUAUUUAUAUUGCGCGCGCGCGCGUGUGUGCGGUGUGCGUGUGUGUGCAUGCACAUGUGUGUGUAAGUGUGUAUAUGGUGUGUGAUGCUGAAUUCGAAGACACAUGCUCUCACAAUGCACUCGCACGUGCUGCGGACGCUGAGUCUCCAGCUCUUGCUUUUCUUUCCCGCCCUGCACUUCCGUGCAGUUGUGCAUAACUACAUAAAAAGUUUCUUCGACUAUGUACUCCAUCUAUAAUUAUGUAAUGAACGUCCUACCAUGGUACAUUAUACAUACAACAGAAACUGCUCAACAG